AGAAGAAAACAAAUAAUUCUCAAUUAUUUCUUUCAGGCGUGGCGUGGUAGUGUACUACAUACACCACUACAGUACACACUCAAUUCAGUUUUCAUACAAAUACUCAAGCAAGCCUCUCACGACUUACUAAGUGAAGAGAGAGAGAGUUUUAGAGAGAGAGAGAGAGAGAGAGAGAGUAAUGGAGGAGAGACCAGAGUCGGAGCUGAUAUCAAUACCGGCGACGCCACGAGUGUCGACGCCGGAGAUACAGACACCAUCUGCGCAGAGGUCGCCGAGGAAGGAGGCGAAGUCGUCGAAUGCGUGGACGCCGACCUCGUUCAUAUCGCCGCGGUUUCUGAGCCCAAUAGGGACGCCGAUGAAGAGGGUGUUGAUAAACAUGAAAGGGUACUUGGAGGAGGUGGGUCACCUGACCAAGCUCAACCCUCAGGACGCCUGGCUUCCCAUCACCGAGUCUCGCAACGGCAAUGCCCAUUACGCCGCCUUCCAUAACCUCAAUGCCGGUGUUGGCUUUCAAGCUCUUGUCUUGCCCGUUGCCUUCUCUUUCCUCGGCUGGAGUUGGGGAAUCCUGUCCUUAACCAUAGCUUACUUCUGGCAACUAUACACUUUGUGGAUUCUAGUUCAGCUACAUGAAGCAGUUCCCGGGAAGAGGUACAACAGAUAUGUGGAGCUUGCACAAGCAGCAUUUGGAGAAAGAUUAGGAGUGUGGCUUGCUCUUUUCCCUACCGUUUACUUGUCAGCAGGGACUGCAACAGCUUUGAUUCUUAUAGGAGGGGAAACCAUGAAACUAUUUUUCCAGAUAGUUUGUGGACCCCUCUGUUCAUCAAAUCCUCUCACAACUGUAGAGUGGUAUUUGGUGUUCACGUCUCUAUGCAUUGUACUAUCCCAGCUCCCGAACCUUAACUCAAUUGCAGGACUCUCUCUGAUAGGGGCAGUGACAGCCAUUACGUACUCCACCAUGGUUUGGGUCCUAUCAGUGAGCCAACAGAGGCCACCCUCAAUGUCUUAUGAACCCAUUUCAUUGCCUUCCUUUUUUGCCUCUAUCUUCUCGGCCUUGAAUGCACUUGGAAUUGUAGCUUUUGCAUUCAGAGGCCACAAUCUCGUCCUUGAGAUUCAGGCAACAAUGCCAUCAACUUUCAAGCACCCAGCGCAUGUACCCAUGUGGAGAGGAGCAAAAGUUGCCUAUUUCUUGAUUGCUAUGUGCUUGUUUCCUGUUGCUAUAGGAGGCUUUUGGGCUUAUGGAAAUCUUAUGCCUUCAGGAGGAAUUCUCAAUGCUUUGUUUGCAUUUCACAGUCAUGACAUUCCAAGAGGACUUCUUGCAGUGACAUUCCUUCUAGUUGUGUUCAACUGUUUGAGUAGUUUCCAAAUAUAUUCAAUGCCUGUUUUCGACAGUUUUGAAGCGGGCUACACCAGCCGUACCAACCGGCCUUGCUCAAUCUGGGUUCGUUCUGGUUUCCGAGUCUUCUAUGGAUUCAUCUCCUUCUUCAUUGGGGUGGCACUUCCCUUCCUUUCCAGUCUUGCUGGCUUGUUAGGAGGACUUACUCUUCCAGUCACAUUUGCUUACCCUUGCUUCAUGUGGGUUCUCAUAAAGAGACCGACAAAGUACAGCUUCAAUUGGUAUUUUAAUUGGAUCCUUGGGUGGUUGGGCAUUGCUUUUAGCUUGGCCAUUUCAAUUGGAGGUAUUUGGAGUAUGGUGAACAGUGGACUUAAGCUUAAGUUUUUCAAGCCCCCCAACUGAGAAUGGUUGAGGGCUUUUUGCUUUCUGUAGAAAUAACAUGUUGCUAUAUUGCGGUUUUGGUGUUGGAAACUCUAUAUGUAAUGUAUGCAUCUUUCAAAUGUAAUGCAUAUAUGGUUUGCUCAAGUGUUCAACCUCUAGUGCUCUUGGAA
Cornus florida is the source of this 1884-nucleotide messenger RNA. RefSeq names its product lysine histidine transporter-like 8. The transcript has 5 exons. The coding region runs from base 179 to 1735 and encodes 518 amino acids. The record is from RefSeq and is a predicted model, not a curated record. Lineage: Eukaryota; Viridiplantae; Streptophyta; Magnoliopsida; Cornales; Cornaceae. Gene Ontology annotation, cellular component: plasma membrane.